AUGCACCCGCUGCGAGAGCGCGCUUGUGACGAUCUGCUGGAGAACCCGCUGUUACGUACGCCGCCGCCGGAGCCCGAGCGGCCGCGCCCACCACGUGUCCGCAAGCCCCGAGAAUUUAAACUCCUACAAAUGACAAAACAUAAAGUAGACGACAGUUCUCCGGAGCUGUUUCCUGAGUUGUACUUGAAACCGCGUCGGCUGGAUUACUAUGCACGUCAGUUGGAAGAAAAUAUGAUCGUAAACAAGGAACUUAUCAAAAAAAUAAAUUUAAUACAAAGGACAGGGAGAUCUGAGCAAUUACUCACAAAAGAAUUAGACGAAGCCUGGAAAGAUACGAAACACAAGCUAAUUUUAGGAGCAUCAUUGCCCUUCAUACUUUUCAACACGGAGAAAUUAGAUCGUGGGAUCAGAGAUCCGGCCUUCGACAAACCUCCAAAUAUCCUUCGAACCAAGUGA
Messenger RNA from Parnassius apollo (apollo), 456 nucleotides. Lineage: Eukaryota; Metazoa; Arthropoda; Insecta; Lepidoptera; Papilionidae. The record is from the annotation of a GenBank genome assembly.